Messenger RNA from Ruditapes philippinarum (Manila clam), 3717 nucleotides. Its product is annotated as heat shock 70 kDa protein 12B-like. Lineage: Eukaryota; Metazoa; Mollusca; Bivalvia; Venerida; Veneridae. Gene Ontology annotation, molecular function: ATP binding; ATP-dependent protein folding chaperone. The transcript is spliced from 6 exons. The coding region runs from base 96 to 1892 and encodes 598 amino acids. The record is from RefSeq and is a predicted model, not a curated record.
UAAAUCGAAAAAGGAAGUAUAAUACGUGUGGGAUUUACAUAUUCACUUUUCCAAAAAGUGAACUAGAACAUUUUAUUCCAGAUUUUCUUAAAGAAAUGGCGUCAAACCGAAUAGGACAGGGUGCAACUUCAAUCCCAGUUCGAGCGGGAGCGUUAAAAGAACGCAUGUUUGUUGCUGCAAUUGAUUUUGGAACAACAUAUUCUGGAUACGCAUUUCAAGCUCGUGCAGACUUUACUACUGAUCCGUUGCAGAAAAUCAUAUCAAACAACUGGAAAUCCUCGGUACCUGGUCUUUCACACAAGACACCAACUUGUAUUCUAUUCGAUAAACAUCAACAAUUCCAUUCUUUUGGUAAUGACGCUGAACAAAAAUACAACGAACUUGCAGCAGAUGGUGAAACGUGGAAUUGGUACUUCUUUAAACGAUUUAAGAUGACUUUGUAUAAGGAAGAGGCUUUGUCACGCGACACAGUUGUUAGAGAUGACAAGGGUAUGGACAUGCCAGCUAUGAUUGUGUUUACAGAAAGUCUUAAAUACCUCAAGGACCACUUGAUCAAGACGCUAGAAAAAGACUCUAUCGAUAUCAGACCCCAGGAUAUCCACUGGGUAAUCACAGUGCCAGCAAUAUGGACAGAUUCAGCAAAACAGUUUAUGAGAGAGGCAGCAAUUAAUGCCGAGAUACACACAGACAUGGUUUCAUUGAGUCUUGAACCCGAGGCAGCUAGUUUGUUUUGCAGAUAUGUACCCGUGCAAAGAGUUACUGGUGUCAGUCAAGCAGAAAUUCGAAGUUUCAGUAUUGGAGACAAAUACAUGAUUCUUGACUGUGGUGGUGGAACUGUCGAUAUAACUGUACAUGAAAUACAGGAAGACAGUACCUUAAGAGAGCUUGCAAAAGCCAAUGGGGGAGAAUGCGGUGGUACGCAAGUGGAUGAAAAGUUUAUUUCGUUGUUGAAUGAUUUAUUUGGCCCGGAUGUCAUGGAAGUAAUUUGUCAACGCUUCAGGGAGGAUUACCUUGAUGUGAUGCAAAGCUUUGAAAUAAAGAAGAGAAGAAUUUCUCCUGACUUAUCUGGAAUAGAAACUAUAAAGAUACCUGUUUCAUUUACAAAUACAUACAAGGAACUGAACAAUAUAGACAUUGCUAACAAUCCUAGUAUUCCGCAACGUCUGAAGGGUAAAGUUACGUUCACAAAUGAUAAGGUACGAGUCGAUGCAGAUGUUAUGAAGGAUCUUUUUACGGAUGUAUGUGAGGAAAUUUGUAAACAGGCGAAAGAGUUUUUCAGCUCUAUAAGGGAGCAUAAAAUCGACAAAAUUCUGAUGGUGGGCGGUUUCAGUGAAUCCGAGAUGCUUCAAGUUAAGGUAAGAAAGACUUUCCCAAGAGUAAAGUUGAUAAUACCAGAGGAAGCUGGUCUUGCUGUUCUGAAGGGGGCAGUUCUGUUUGGGCACAAUCCAAAGAUGAUUACAGCACGUGUAUGUAAAUAUUCAUACGGGAUACGCGCUUUCAAGCAUUUCGAGCCCGGGCUAGAUCCACCAGAGAAGAGGGAGGUCCAAGGUGAUUUAGUCCUUUGCAAGGAUUACUUUAGUAAGCAUGCAACAAUUGGCCAGGAGUACAAGACAGAAGAAAAAGUUUACACACAAGAGUAUGUCCCGUCUGAUGAUAGUGGAUCGAAGUUAGAGGUCUGGGUAUACACAUCCCCUAGAAAACAUCCAUUAUAUAUAGACGAAGAGGGAAGUAGGAAAAUAGGCGAAAUAAGCAUUCCAUUACAAAACACGAAAGGAAAAGAUCAUCCUGUAAAGGUUCAGUUUGAAUUUGGAGACACAGAACUAAAGGUUAAAGUCAAGGACACAGUGACGGGGCAAGAGAAAGAUGCAGACUUUGAUCUCUUGAGACUUUAAAUGUGAAGUUCAUGAUAUGUGUGCGUAUCAAACAUUCCACAUUUAAUAAUCUUUACUGAACAGAAUGUUUAAAAUAUUUUGAAAAUUAUUUAAACAUUACCAAAUUCGUGUUUAAUUUAACGUCCUUAUCGGACAUAUGUUCAUCUGAUAGUCAACAGAAAACGUUCUUUUCAACAUAUUGUAGUAAUUUACAUGAUCAAAACGAUAAUUCAAAAUAACCCAGCGUUUAACAGACACAAUGACAUUGAAACAUGCGUGGCUCCUGAUGAGCGUUUUUUUGUGUUUUUUUAUGUUGUGUAUUUAAAUAAAUAAAUUAUGUUCUUGUUUAAUUUACUCCCGAUGAUUUAAUAACUAAGAUUUUUUUUGUAGAUAUGUCUAUUAACAUGACUGUGUGAUAUACUAACGAUAUAUAUUUUCUUUUGAUAUAUUAACGAUAUCCAUUUAAAGCGGCCGUCGGCUUUUUUAAAAUUCAAAUAUGUAAUUUUUAGAUAAGUCGUUUCGUAUGAUUGUCAAAUCAGAAAAAUUAAGGUUGAAAAUGAAAUUUGCCGACGAUAAAAUGCAAAAACAUUAAGGAUAACUCUCGAUACCUCUUAUCUACCGGUCCAACCUCUAUAUUUAAAUGAGUAAAGCGGACGAAUCGUUUCCCGUCUUCUAUUUAUAGAAAAAAAACGUCACUGACACGUUAUAAAUAGCUCUCGGGACGUUGUCUUCACUUUUACAAAAUGAAAUUACUGAAAUACUUACUAGUUUGAAACAACAACAAAUUGCUUUUGCAAGAGAAAAUAAAAACUGAAGGCCGCUUUAAACAUUUUAAAUGUAUAUUCUGGAUAUCCAUUUACAUGACUUGUAUAUUUUAUGGAUAUCUAUUUAUAUGUGAUAUAUAUUACCGGUUGUUAAAUGUUUAUAUGAUUAUUAAAUGUCAUGAUUUGGCAAUAGUUUUGCACAAAAUUAACACUUAUACCGGCAUUCUGAUUGGCUAGCUUAUAUUAUGUAAAUACGAAUAACAUUCUAUGCCAGUAUUUAGUUUGCAAUUUAGCAAAUACAUGUAUCCUGGUUUCUUGUAGCGUCAUUGCUUGAAAGUCGUUAGCUGCAUGUUUAUUUGUUCAUAUUCUAGAAUAAAUUGAUAUCCAUACCUGUACAUUAUGGAUAAAUACGUUUACUAGAACUAAAAAAUAUUCACGUGUAUAACACGUGCAUUGAAUGUCAUGUUUUAUAUCGAACAAAUGUGAUGAUUUCUUUUCUAGACCUUUUUUUUGAAGAUAUUGAAAUAUUUUCAUGUUUACCUAAGUAAAACAGUAUUUUAGAAUAAAUGUAAUUAUUACAUUUCUUUACCGCAUUUCAAGUCCCUUUAAUAUUUUACAAUUGAUUAAAAAGCAAACAGGUGCACGAAUAUGACUUAAAGCAAUAAAUUUGUAUUCCACUUAAAGUAAUUAUUUUUAUCUCAGCUUUGUAAAUAUAUCAUUGGUGUACUUUUACAAACAAAUAGGAAAUAAUGUCGUUUUCUUCUUUCUGUAAUUAUGAAAGAUCUGGAAUGAUAUUAUUGGUGUAAAACAUUAAUAUUGAAUAAUCAAGAUAUGCCUAUGUAUAGAUUGUUGAACAUUGCAAAAUAUUAAGUUAUUUUCAUAUUUUCUAACAAAGAAUGCCUGUUUCAAAAAGAAUGUGUCACAUGCAUUUUCAAGACUGCAAUAUUGAUAACUUGUCAAAUUUUUUGAACUAUAAAUACUUAAGCAAUAUUUUUGUUUUAAAGCAUAGUCAAAUACAAAUAUAGGAAUUCAGGAUAACUAAAUUUAGAUUAUAAUUGCUAAAGCUGGAAAUUAAAACUGGA